AUGGAUGAAGCGUCAGAACUCUCUUGUUGGUACGGGGGUAGCACCUCCUCCGCCCAGCCAACCUCGUCGUCCGUCGUUGACGUUUCCACGUCGUCGGCCGCUCCCACGACAUCUUCGGCAGAGCCUAGCACGACUUCCUCGCCCGCCACGACCAGUGAAGCGUCGUCGACGACAGCCCCUCCCACAUCUUCAGAGGCUCCUACUACUAGCCAGGCACCUUCCUCGACCCCUCAAACUACUCCUACUAGCGAACCCGCCACCUCUUCCGAAGCUCCAUCUUCAUCCGCCACCUCUGCAGUCGUCGAGACUACCAGCUCCGAUGCUCCCUCUUCCUCUGUAGCUAGCAGUUCAGCUAGUCAGACUACUGCCGGUUCCUCCUCAGCUGCUUCGUCGGGCUCUUCCGCCGCCUCAUCCCACGAUUCUUCUUCUUCGGGCUCGAAGACAUCGUCCAGCAAGUCGUCUAAGACAACCUCUUCUGACAUUGUCGUCGUUAUCGGUUCCGGAACCGCGGCCACCACUAUCAACCGCUCGACCGUGAGCAAGGCUACUACCAUUACCUCUGCCCUUGUCUCCUCGUCGACCAGACACUACACAACCACCAUCGUCACGGUCACUGGCGGUAGUACUCUUACCACCGCUGUACCUACCGAAGAGGUCCUCGCAUCCACCACUGGCUUCGCAACUGCAACUAUCUCGCCUUCUUUGAAUGACAACGGCAACAGCGGUAGCAGUGGUGGUGGUCUUUCUGCCUCGAGCAAACAGAUCGUCGGAGGUGUUGUUGGAGGAAUUGGUGGUGCCAUUCUUCUCGGCGGUCUUGCUCUUGUUGCCUGGCGUAUGUGGGGCCGCCGUCGUGCCAAUGGUCCCCGAAUGGAUGACGACGAUAUCAUGGGUCCUCAGCCACACGAAAGCCUCAUGACCGAAAAGAACGAACCACCGCUAGCCCGCUACCAUGGAGGUGGCGGCCAGAUCAACACAGCGUCUAACUUCUAG
Messenger RNA from Aureobasidium musti, 990 nucleotides. Lineage: Eukaryota; Fungi; Ascomycota; Dothideomycetes; Dothideales; Saccotheciaceae. The record is from the annotation of a GenBank genome assembly.